This is a messenger RNA of Penaeus vannamei (Pacific white shrimp), 1645 nucleotides long. RefSeq lists its product as uncharacterized. The record is from RefSeq and is a predicted model, not a curated record. Lineage: Eukaryota; Metazoa; Arthropoda; Malacostraca; Decapoda; Penaeidae.
AUGUUUGAGGCUGCAAAUCGGGUUGGUUUUCACAAAUUGUUACACGAACACUAUAAACAGCUGACCACAAAAUGCGAACACGAAGAGGAUGAAGAAAAGGCAGAGGCAAUUUCAAGUCAACUUAGGAUCAUCUGCUGCGGUUCACUGCGCGGAGGCCGGCAAAAGAGAGGUCGCAGAGGAGAGGAGAGCCUCGACGUGACGCAACACUUGGGCGAGGGCGUGGCACUCGAGAGAGCGUGCCAAUGCCAGGGGGUGUGGCACUGGAGGACCGCCAUUGGUUAUAGGUGCCCUCACGUCCGCCUCAACACCCAUUCUUUCGUUGGGACGUUGUGGAUUAAAGAAGUUCUCUGUGGUGUUGGCGUGUCUUUGACUAAACGUGUUGUGCUGAUAUACUCCUCGGCUUAUUCUGAGAGCUGUGAGGAGCGCUGGCAGCCCGGCGAGCCCCCGCCAGCCAUGCACUCCCAGCGCUGCCCCGUGGCCAAGCUCCGCGCGGCCGCCCAGCAGAACACCAAGGGGCCGGGCUACUCGGACGUCCCCCAUGGCCUCUUCGGGCUGCGGGACCCGAAGCCCCCCAAGGAGAAGUUCCGCCGCAGCCAGAAGGAGCGCUCGGCCAAGAGUCCGGAGAAGGCGUCUUUCUUCCAGAAAUUUCACGGGGACGCCGCGCCCCCGCCUCUUCCCCCUCACCCGCAGAUGUACAGCGAGGACGCGUGGCACCCGGCCUUCGUUCCCGACGACCAGCAGGUGCUGUUCAACGACGCGCACCGCCUGGUGGGUCGGCCCGGGGAGUACCUUAUCUACAACGAGAACUGCGCCGUCCACGGGCACCGUCGGGCAUCGUCGGGGCACUACAUCCUUCCCAAGAGUGCCAGCUGCCCGGCCCCUGCCCGCCCCUUUACGAGGCAGAGCAUGGACGUCGAGCGCCUCAAAAACUGGCGUCGAAACUCGCUGACGUUGACAGCUCCCCGGAGCCAGGGUGAUGCCAGCCGCCAACGCGCAGCUUCGUCCGAAAGACACACCUCGAAACCCUCCUCUCGAUUUCGCUACGACCACUACGACUUGUCGUCGUCGUCGUCCGAGAGCAGCACGCCGUCCCUGCUGACACCGUCGUCGUCGUCGUCGGCAGUGAAGAGCGCCUCGCCGGACGACCCGCACAACCGGCGCUCGCAGUUUCGCCGCGCUUGGUCGCUCUUCAUCGGCUGCGACGAGAGCCCGAAGGAGAAGCCGCCGCCGCAGCGAAUCCUCCGGCAGCCGACGCGACACGUCUACCGGAGAGGUAUUUCGGGGCUGCCCAUCGAGUGUACGAACAGAUACCUGGGCGUCGCCUUCUGACACCCGCGGCCCGCUCGAUGUGAUGUUGUGACGCGCGUGAAGACGGGGGCGCUCUACUGGGGCUUGCACAAGAUGCUGAACGCCCUGUUCUGACGCCUAAGCGAAGGUUUCCAUAGGGAUGUUAUGACUAAUUCCGUAUGUUAGUUUUCUCAUCAUAAUGCCUAAUCUAAAAUUAUAAGGAUAUAAAAGAGCAGCUGUAUGCGUGUAAACGCGUGUAAGUGUGUAUGCGCGUCUGCAAAAAAAGAGGUUGGGAAAGGAGCUAGGUAUGUGAAAAUUUAUCUUUAUCUCUUUAUUUGUAGAAUAAUUUAGCAAUUGA